Molecule: messenger RNA, 6182 nt
Organism: Trematomus bernacchii (emerald rockcod)
Lineage: Eukaryota; Metazoa; Chordata; Actinopteri; Perciformes; Nototheniidae
Gene: pcxb
Product: pyruvate carboxylase b
Exons: 27
Coding region: 442-3984 (1180 amino acids)
Biological process (GO): gluconeogenesis; pyruvate metabolic process
Cellular component (GO): cytoplasm
Molecular function (GO): pyruvate carboxylase activity; metal ion binding; ATP binding
Source: RefSeq, a predicted model, not a curated record
AGCAUGAGGCAGGCGCAGUAGCAGACUCCUGUAUCCGAGAGAAGGAGACAGACGGUGCCAGCUGCUAGCUAACUUAGCUCUAGUAGACAGUUAGCAACUAGCUUCAGAGUCCUAGCGCCUUAACUACAUAUGAGGCACUGAGCAAGAGUGUGCUUGCGUGUGUGUGUGGCAGCGCGUGUGUCUCCUCGCCCCGCUCGGCUGUCCUGUGGUCACUCCGUGUGUGUAGCCUACCUGUGUGUGUGUGUGUGUGUGUGUGCCAGUGUGUGUGUGUAUAUAUAAACUCCCAUAUCUUCCUCUCCCGAGCAGCAGCGUGUCUGUUGUGAGGUUAGCACGCAGGGAAGCAACACAUAAACACACUCUGAUACUCGAUUGUUUACAUUCGGUGUCCGGUUACUUGCCAGCGGGAUUCCCGGCUUUUACUGUCAACGACACAGCACCUGCAUGAUGUUGCGGUUCACUGUAGUACGAAGCGGCCUCGGGAUGCUGGCUGUGAGGAGGACCUGUGUGUCCCCACGCUUCUCCCACUCUACCCCGCAGAGCAACAUCCGACCAAUCAAGAAAGUGAUGGUGGCCAACAGAGGGGAAAUCGCAAUCCGUGUGUUCAGAGCCUGCACUGAGCUCGGGAUUCGAACCGUGGCCGUCUACUCGGAGCAGGACACCGGACAAAUGCACAGGCAAAAGGCGGACGAGGCUUACCUGAUUGGAAAAGGCCUUGCACCUGUUGCAGCAUACCUGGACAUUCCUGACAUCAUCAGAGUGGCAAAGGAAAACAAUGUGGACGCCAUCCACCCCGGCUACGGGUUCCUGUCGGAGCGGGCGGACUUCGCUCAGGCCUGCCUAGACGCAGGAGUGAUGUUCAUCGGACCGAGCCCAGAGGUGGUCCGCCAGAUGGGAGACAAGGUGGAGGCUCGGGCCCUGGCCAUCAGUGCAGGUGUACCUGUGGUCCCGGGGACCGCGUUUCCCAUCAGCUGCCUGCACGACGCACAGGUGUUUGCAGAAACACACGGCUUCCCCAUCAUCUUCAAAGCAGCGUACGGAGGAGGAGGCCGCGGCAUGAGGGUGGUCCGUGAGUACGAGGAACUUGAGGAGAAUUACCAGCGGGCCUACUCUGAAGCCCUGACGGCUUUUGGGAACGGAGCCCUGUUUGUCGAGAAGUUUCUGGAAAAGCCAAGACAUAUUGAAGUACAGAUCCUCGGCGAUAAAUAUGGAAAUGUCAUCCACCUCUACGAGAGAGACUGCUCCAUUCAGCGGAGACACCAAAAGGUUGUGGAAAUUGCACCGGCGUUCCAGCUGGACCCUCACCUGAGAAACCGUCUCCACUCUGACGCCGUGAACCUCGCCAAAAUGGUGGGCUACGAGAGCGCGGGCACUGUGGAGUUCCUGGUGGACCGACAAGGCAAACACUACUUCAUCGAGGUCAACUCUCGACUGCAGGUUGAACACACGGUCACUGAAGAGAUCACCGAUGUGGACCUGGUGCACGCCCAGCUGCAUGUGUGUGAGGGCCGCAGCCUGCCUGAGCUGUCCCUCAAUCAAGACAAGAUCAGAGUGAACGGCUGCGCCAUCCAGUGCAGAGUGACCACCGAGGACCCGUCCAGAGGCUUCCAGCCCGACACCGGCAGGAUCGAGGUUUUCCGAAGCGGCGAAGGCAUGGGCAUCCGCCUGGACAGCGCCUCGGCCUUCCAGGGGGCCGUCAUCUCCCCCCACUACGACUCCCUCCUGGUGAAAGUCAUCGCCAGCGGGAAGGACCUGCAGACUGCAGCCUCCAAGAUGAGCCGAGCCCUGGCCGAGUUCAGAGUGCGAGGGGUCAAGACCAACAUCCCGUUCCUGCAGAAUGUGUUUUCCAACCACCAGUUCCUCAACUCCACCGUGGACACCCAGUUCAUCGACGAGAACCAGGAGCUGUUCAACCUCAAACCCACUCAGAACCGGGCCCAGAAACUGCUGCACUACCUGGGUCAUGUGAUGGUGAACGGACCAACCACACCCAUUCCAGUCAAAGCUAAGCCUUCCUCCAUAGACCCUGUCAUCCCCCCUGUUACCUUGGGAGACCCUCCGCUGGGUUUCCGCGACGUGUUGCUGCGUGACGGUCCGGAGGGAUUCGCCAAGGCUGUCCGUGCCCACCAGGGUCUGUUGCUAAUGGAUACCACCUUCAGGGAUGCCCACCAGUCGCUCCUGGCAACAAGGGUUCGGACCCACGACCUGAAGAAGAUCUCGCCGUUUGUCAGCCACAACUUCAACAACCUCUACAGCCUGGAGAACUGGGGAGGUGCCACAUUUGACGUGGCCAUGCGUUUCCUGUCAGAGUGCCCGUGGAAGAGGCUCCAGGAGCUUAGAGCUCUGAUCCCAAACAUCCCCUUCCAGAUGCUGCUGAGAGGAGCCAACGCUGUGGGCUACACCAACUACCCCGACAACGCUGUCUUUAAGUUCUGCGAGGUGGCGAAAGAGAACGGCAUGGACAUUUUCCGCGUGUUCGAUUCCCUGAACUACCUGCCCAACAUGCUGCUGGGCAUGGAGGCUGCUGGAGCGGCGGGGGGCGUGGUGGAGGCCGCCAUCUCCUACACGGGCGACGUCUCGGACCCCAUGAGGCAGAAGUACUCUCUGGACUACUACAUGCAGCUGGCCGAUGAGCUGGUGAAAGCAGGAACUCACAUCCUCUGCAUCAAGGAUAUGGCCGGCCUCCUGAAGCCGCAGUCCAGCAAGCUUCUGAUUGGCUCUCUGAGAGACCGCUUCCCCGACCUGCCCAUCCACGUGCACACUCACGACACCGCGGGGGCCGGAGUAGCCGCCAUGCUGGCCUGUGCCGAGGCUGGAGCUGACGUAGUGGACGUGGCUGUGGACUCUAUGGCCGGGAUGACCUCUCAGCCCAGCAUGGGGGCCAUUGUGGCCUGCGCCAAGGGGACCGAGCUUGACACCGGCAUCGCUCUGGAGAAGGUGUUCGACUACAGCGAGUAUUGGGAAGUAGCGAGAGGCCUGUAUGCUCCAUUCGACUGCACGGCCACCAUGAAGUCUGGAAACGCUGACGUGUACGAGAACGAGAUCCCCGGAGGACAGUACACCAACCUGCACUUCCAGGCUCACAGCAUGGGACUGGGACAUAAGUUCAAGGAGGUGAAGAAGGCCUACACCGAAGCCAACAAACUCCUGGGAGACCUCAUUAAGGUGACCCCCUCCUCUAAGAUCGUGGGGGACUUGGCCCAGUUCAUGGUGCAGAACAACCUAACCCGGGCGGAGGUGGAGGAGAGGGCGGAUGAGUUGUCCUUCCCCCUGUCGGUGGUGGAGUUCCUGCAGGGAUUCAUCGGGAUCCCACAUGGAGGAUUCCCCGAGCCGUUCAGAUCUAAGGUGCUGAAGAAUCUCCCUCGCAUUGAGGGUCGCCCCGGCGCCUCUCUGCCCCCCCUUGACUUCAAGUCCCUGGAGGAGGGUCUGCGGGCGGCACACAACGAUGAGAUCACCCCCGAGGAUGUGAUGUCAGCAGCCAUGUACCCCAAAGUGUUCCAGGAGUUUAAGGAAUUUACAGCUAACUUUGGUCCAGUGGACUGUCUCAACACCCGGCUGUUCCUGGACGGACCCAAGAUCGCUGAGGAGUUUGAGGUGGAGCUGGAGAGAGGAAAGAUCCUGCACAUCAAGGCCCUCGCUCUGGGGGACCUGAACAAGGCGGGCCAGAGGGAAGUCUUCUUUGAACUGAACGGACAGCUGAGAUCUGUGCUGGUGAAAGACACUGUCGCCAUGAAGGAAAUGAAGUUCCAUCCCAAGGCUCAGAAGUCUAUCAAGGGUCAGGUGGGAGCGCCCAUGCCUGGAAAAGUGGUGGAGGUUAAAGUGGAAGUUGGAUCCAAGGUGGAGAAGGGGCAGCCGCUGUGUGUCCUCUCAGCCAUGAAGAUGGAGACCGUGGUCAACUCCCCGUUAGCCGGCACCAUCAAGGCGGUGCAUGUCAUGGCCGACGCCUCGCUGGAGGGAGGCGACCUGAUACUGGAGAUUGAGGAGUAGAGGGAGGUAUUUAGAGUCUCUGAUCCUGGGAAUGAUGAUGGGGGGGGGGGGGGGGGGGGGUAAAAACACUUAUCUGUUGCAGUACUGACAUUUGUACAUAUUCUGGGGUUACAACAUGAAGCAAAGCUGCACACAACGGUUGGUGUAAAUAGUAGAUUAUCUGACAAUCCUUAUAUAUUCAUUUGAUGGGGAUUCCUUAAUGAACUGUACCACUAAUCGAACUAUAUUAUCUCUUAGGCGUGGUGAUUAGUAUCUCAGUACAUCUCUUAAUGUCCUGUCAACUUGUGGAGAAUAACAUAUCUUAGAAAGACCUAUAUUUGAAUUGUUAUACAUUCCAUUACUUGCUAAUCUCACUAGUCUUAAAUGUGAUGUACUACAAACUGAGCUAAUCAUGUGUAACACUAACAGGGUUCUAACAUCUACUUGCAAUUAAAUGCCACAAUUUCCAUUUCUAUGCUGUUGAUGUUGCUUAAUAUAUUCAAAGUGUGUAGACAAAACUUUAUAUUAAUGUUUUUCUUGGGUUAGGACAAGAAGUAUGUAUGCUCGUCUUGGCAUUACUGAUCUCUGAGCGCCACAGCGGAGUGUAGCAUUAAGACUCACUGACUUUUGUAGGGUAAACAUGUAAUACUGUUCUUUAGAAAGACAAUGAAGCACACAUCUUACGUCUUGCACAGAAGGAAAAUAAAUAGAAAUCUGAACACAAUGAGAGAAGCACAACAGAUCAAAGCACUGUUUCAGGGCCAGAUGUUUAAACAGAGUAUUUUGCUAUCAGAAAUAGUAGAUGGUUUAUUUUUGGAAAGAUCUUCGCUGGUGAUGGAAAUGUUUCCUCAUUCACACCUGUCUUUAAAUCCCAUGAAGCUGUCGGCCAUUUUGGAGACAAGCUAACAGGAUUAGUCAUGUGAUUUUUUUGAAGUAUAUCUAAAACCAAUUGAGCUCUAUCUGCUGGAUUUUAAAAGUGUUAAAUCACAGGCUGCUAAGGUAACUUUCUUUUAGGGUCUCUGAUUUCAAAAAGCUUUCACAGCGCAGCUCGUCCAUCUUUUAAUAACCAGGAGAGAUUAUGGUGAACGGUCUUCUGACUGCAAGGGGAUUUUAAGGCUAGGUGAAAAUGGGAUUACAUGGUGGUGUAAUGGAGGCGUGUGGUGGUAUUUUCUGAGGCUCUGCUGAUGAAUUUUUAAAUUAAUUCUCUGUCAAAUGAUGUGAAAUUAGCCGGACUAAUAACAGACUCUGGAGACUACCAGUAGCAGCGCUCGGUUUUAUAUUUCUGAUGUGUGUGUUUGCAUAAAUGAGUGUGGCUGUGUGCAAGCAAAUUCACAAGUCAACCAGUCCUUAAAAUAAUGCACCUCCAGAAUUAAAAACCUCCUAAAAGCAAUUCAAUAUUCAUAACACGCACUGAUGCAAACAUAUUUGUACUAACACUCCCAGCCCUUCUGCUGCCUAGAUACAAACAAACACACCUCUCAGUGGUGUUGCGCGGAUGUCAAACAUUACAGUUCCUGAAUUUAACAGACAAGAUUCAACCGAUUCCACAAAUGCCAGACUUCUCAAUUAUUUGGAUGUCUUGAACCUGGAAGUGAUCAAUGCUAAAUUGAAUAUUUCGCCACCCUGACCAGUGAAAGGAGAUAAGUAAUUAGCUCACAUAGUAAUUACAGUAGGAAAGGAAGUGUCACAUCUCCCUGUUAUGCAGUGAACGAGCAGAAAAGAUAUGACAGCCUACUUUCCCCAAACAUCAAUACUGCUUUGAUGGACUAAUCAAAGCACACAAUUCAAGUUGAACUGUUCUGACAUUUUUGCUCCAUUACCUCUGAGAAUGAGACCCCCUUCUGAACUAUGCAUCUAUACUAAGCAGUGACACUAUGUAAGUACGACACUGAAAAGUCCUCUCGCUCUCCCAAGCCCCCUGUACUCCUGGCUUUAUCAAUCUGUAUUAACUACUGGGAUUGUAUGAAAGAGUGUUUUCAACCAGCUGUUGCAAAAUAAUGUUAAGUUCCCUCACUUGUCCAUAUAUCCAACCACCUUUUCAUCUUGUCUUCCUUCUCAACAGUGUAAAUGGUGGUUUCCUCUAAUGCAAUAAUGUACUGAAUCACAGUGUUUCUCUGUCUUAGCCUGCUGUGAUUGUAACAACCAUGUUUCUGACAAAGUACUGCUGAUAUUGUCUGGGGUUAAAAAAAAGAAUAAAUGGGAGAAAAAAAAGCACAUAA